Molecule: messenger RNA, 2168 nt
Organism: Salvelinus sp. IW2-2015
Lineage: Eukaryota; Metazoa; Chordata; Actinopteri; Salmoniformes; Salmonidae
Source: RefSeq, a predicted model, not a curated record
GGGCUGAUGGGAUUUCGGAAUGCUCGAUCUGUUCGCGUCACUAGCUGGAGUGUUAUUUUGUUGAUGACGGCGGAUUGAUUGGCAGCCAUCUGGUUUAAGCCACAGGAAGGAUUUCCACCAUCAUGCAGAAGGUAGAGGGAUGGCCAGCCACGGGCAGAAUGUCCUCCUUGCGAGGUCCAUGUGCUCCUGGCUCACCCAGCAUCAAGGCCCGUGUGAAUGAUGAGGUGAUGGAGUACACGGAUAUGGCUGCCCUGCCCAGAGACAAAAGUAUUCUUCAGGUGGAGAGACCAGAUCUCAUGACCUACCAACCUCACCUCACCUACUCACCACUAGACGCAGUGCAUACGUCCCGUAGAGAGAGAUCCCUUUCUCCUCCCUCCAUCUCUCCUCCUCCCUCUCCUAAGCUGAAGAUGUGUAGGGAGGAUGGAGGGUCUCCAGGAGGCUCCACAAUGCAGCUCCGGAAGACAUCCAUUCCCCUACAGCAGCAUUUCCACAGGCCAGAUAAUGGUGCCAACAUCUACAUGAAGCUGCCUAAUUUAAACAGUACUGAGGUCAGCAAGCAGAAGGUGAUGGGCAGCAUUAUCCAGUCGUCUAAGUUCCCAGCAGCUCAGAAACCAGACCCCAACCUGCCCUCAAAGAUAGAGACAGAGUACUGGCCCUGUCCUCCCUCACUGGCUGCUAUGGAGAUCGAGUGGAGGAAGAGGAAGGAGGAAGAGGAAGAGGGGAAGGAUGAGUUUGAAGUCCUGACUGAUGACGCCAAGACACUACAGGAGCAGGAGCUCCACAAGAUCAAGUCUAACCUGGGCAUGCUGAUCCUGAAGGAGGAGAAGGAGGAGCAGGAGAAGGCUCUACUUGACCGCAGGAAGACGCAGUCACUGCCAGACAGAACACACAUGCACACAAGUUUCUCCUUGAAGUUGUCCUCCAGCUCAGGUCUGACCAGGAUGCAGCCUGCAGAGUUCACUACAGAGGGAAAUCAGGGCAAAACAGCUGAACAGAAUGGAGAGGCACCGCGGGAAAGGAUGGACAGAGGAAACUCACUGCCAAGUAUGCUGGAACAGAAGAUCUACCCAUAUGAAAUGCUCAUAGUCACCCACAGAGGGCGCUGCAAGCUGCCGCCAGGCGUGGACCGUACCAGACUGGAGAGACACCUGUCUCCUGAGGACUUUGAGCGUCUGUUCGGAAUGCCCAUCGCCGAGUUUGACCGUCUGUCACUAUGGAAACGAAAUCAUUUGAAAAAGAAUGUUCAACUUUUCUAGCAGAAAGUGACCUUAUCCAUCACAGGAAACAGGAACCGCUCCACUGCCUAACAAAGAAUACACAACACAACACUAUCACACUCUAACUAACCAUAUAUACGUCACAUCCUAACUAGUCCUAUAUCACUGUAGCCAUAUUCUACCUGUAUGUUCCGUUAUAUCCUCUAGGGCUCUAUUCAAUCAGAUCCGCUUUUGCCGACAUCUGCAUAGCGGUUGUUUUGGCGGUGUCAGAGGUAGAACUGCACUAGAGCUGUCAAAUCCACAAGCACCUCCUGAUAUUCUACCUAAAGUGGACAUUACCAUUGGUUGCACAGAGUUGCAUUAAGAGAAAUCCCAUGUAGCCUUGUUUACAAGUUGGAAGACUGGAAUGUGAGAUGUAAUCUAUACCUACAUUUGGAUGAUAGAAACCAUCAUCAUUUAGUUUAGUGAUUUUCAAUUUGAGCGUCAUUAUUUCUAUAUGGCCUACAUUCUGAACUUCUAACGCGAGUGGGAUGGUUGCGGCUGCGUGACAAUGAUCAAGAGCAGCUGAUCAUGUUUUAACAGCUCCAACUUAGUUACACCUCCAAAACAUCAGCUAUGCGAGUGUCUGCUGUCGCUGGUUAAUGCUGGAUCUGAUUGAAUCUGGGCCCUAGUCUCACUGGCUUUGAUAUAGAGCAUCAGUACAGAGACAAGCCUGACCAAAGUCUUACCCCUAAUCCUAACCGAUCUGAUCAUAAGCAUUGAGAAUCUCCUAGUAUCUACUGCCUCCGCACCACAUACACACACACAGAUGUACAUACUGUACACACACUAUCUGGCCACACAAUAAUUAUCACUGCUUUUAAUACACCUAGAAAUGUGAAAAUAUUAUKAUUUUCAUAGUAAAUCUACAGUGCAUUCGGUAAGUAUUCAGACCUUCUCUUUUUUCCA